This is a messenger RNA of Aspergillus bombycis, 1416 nucleotides long. It is a transcript of the gene slu7, whose product is annotated as mRNA splicing protein SLU7. The record is from RefSeq and is a predicted model, not a curated record. The coding region runs from base 1 to 1416 and encodes 471 amino acids. Gene Ontology annotation, cellular component: spliceosomal complex. Lineage: Eukaryota; Fungi; Ascomycota; Eurotiomycetes; Eurotiales; Aspergillaceae. Gene Ontology annotation, molecular function: pre-mRNA 3'-splice site binding. Gene Ontology annotation, biological process: mRNA splicing, via spliceosome. The transcript has a single exon.
AUGUCAUCGCGAAAACCCGCCGAUGUGGCGUCGAAGGAGCGCAAUGAAUAUAUUCCGUCUUUCAUCUCAAAGAAGCCGUUUUAUAUAGAUGACGAUUCCACAAAUGAUUACCUGGAGCAUCAACGUCUGCAGAAGCAGACCACAGAGCAGUCGAAGUGGUAUGAGCGCGGCAAGCGUGCCGGUCCAGCUGCGACCAAGUAUCGGAAAGGCGCAUGUGAGAACUGUGGCGCGAUGACCCACAAAACAAAGGAGUGCCUUAGUCGGCCUCGGAAGCAGGGUGCGAAGUGGACUGGUAAAGAUAUUCAGGCCGACGAGGUGGUGCAGAACGUUGAUAUGGGAUGGGAUGCCAAAAGAGAUCGAUGGAACGGCUACGAUGCCAGCGAAUAUCGCCAGGUGGUAGAAGAGUACGAAGAGCUUGAAAAGCUUAAACGGAUAACGGGGCAAAAAAAGAUUAGAGAUGGUGAAGCUGAGGAAGGAGGUGCGGAAGAGGAGGCACGGUAUGCUGAAGAAUCCGAUAUGGGAAGACAGCAAAGCACGGCUACUCGCAAUCUACGUAUCCGAGAAGACACUGCGAAAUACUUGCUCAAUCUUGAUCUUGACUCGGCGAAAUAUGAUCCAAAGACGCGACGGAUGGUGGAUAUGGGCGCUCAGGAAGACCAGGCCGCAGCUCUUGUUGCUGAGGAGAAUUUCGUUCGCGCUUCCGGCGAUGCGGCGGAGUUUGAGAAAGCCCAAAAAUAUGCCUGGGAAGCUCAGGAAAGCGGUCGGCAGAAGAUUCACCUGCAAGCAAAUCCGACGUCUGGGGAGAUCCUGCGGAAGAAAGAACAGGCAGAUACUGAAGCUAAACGUCAGGCCCAGCGUAAAGCACUUUUAGAUAAAUAUGGCGGUGAAGAGCAUCUGACUCCGACACCACUACGAGAUACCAUGGUCGUUGAAAACGAGAGGUUCGUUGAGUAUGACGAGACCGGGGCGAUUAAGGGCGCGCCGAAGAAAGCCGCCAAAUCAAAGUACCCGGAGGAUAUCCUCACCAACAACCACACUUCCGUAUGGGGAAGCUGGUGGCACAACUUUGAAUGGGGAUACGCUUGCUGUUACUCCACGGUGAAGAACAGUUACUGCACCGGCGAAGAUGGGAAGAGGGCAUUCGAAGAAGCAGAUAAGAUGCUGAUGCUAGAUGCCGACGGUGGGGCAGGCGAACAGCCUGAAGCAGAAACUGAAGAUGCAACAGAACGUCCGAACGAAGAGCAGAGCAUUGACGACAAAAGAACAGAGGAUUCCAGCACCAGGUCGAAAAAGAGGACGUUGAUGGAAGUACAAUCUGGUAUCACCGAGGAGGAGUUAGAAUCGUAUAAGAAAAGUCGUCUCGCGGCAGAUGAUCCUAUGGCUAGGUUCAUAGGGAACGACACCCUGGGACAAUAA